CCCCCCUGCAUUCAAAACACGGCUUUGCUCAGUUUCUACUCUUCUCGUCAUCCUUCUAAAAGUCAAACAGCGUGGGCCAAUACACCAUCCCCCCCAGAGAUUAAAGGCCAUUAAAUUAAGAACAGAUAACACAGAGAGGGAGGUGUUUUUAUAUUAAACACGAGACUCAUGAGUUGUGGUUAGUUAAGAAGAAGCCCGUUUCCCACACGAAUUCUGACCUUUCCCGAUCCAGAGAGAGAGAGUGAUGGGUUUCUUCACCACAAAGCAGAUGGGAAAGUACAAGCUGGGACGCACCAUUGGGGAAGGGACUUUCGCCAAAGUAAAAAUGGCAGUCGACACUACCACCGGAACCUACGUGGCCAUCAAAAUCAUCGACAAGUCUUUGGUCGUCCACAAGGGUCUUCAGUCUCAGGUUAAGAGAGAGAUACAGACGAUGAAGCUCCUUCGCCACCCUCACAUCGUCCGGAUUCAUGAGGUGAUAGGCACCAAGACCAAGAUCUGUAUUGUCAUGGAACACGUCCCAGGUGGUCAGCUUUCCGACAAACUUGCUUACCGGAACAAGCUGAAAGAGUCGGAAGCAAGAAAGCUUUUCCACCAAUUGAUUGAUGCGGUUGAUUACUGCCAUAACAGAGGAGUUUAUCACAGAGAUCUUAAGCCACAAAACUUGCUACUAGAUGCUGAGGGUAAUCUGAAAGUGUCAGACUUUGGACUCAGUGCAGUGCCUACGUCAGGGGACAUGCUAUCUACAGCUUGUGGGUCGCCAUGUUAUUUAGCACCUGAGUUGCUUCUAAACAAGAGCUACAGCGGAGCAGCUGUUGAUGUCUGGUCUUGUGGAGUGAUCCUUUUUGAACUUCUCGCGGGUUAUCCUCCAUUUGAUGAUCAAGCUCUUGUGGUUCUGUAUAAAAAGAUACUCAGGGCCGACUUCACAUACCCACCAUGGUUCACCGAAAGCCACAUAAAACUAAUUUAUAGGAUCCUUGAUCCAAAUCCUCAAAAGCGUAUAACAAUACCUGAAAUCUUCCAAGACUCCUGGUUUAGGAUAAAUUAUGCUCCGACUUAUGGAUACGAAUGCCAAGAUAAAUUCUCUGCAGCUUACGAGUCAAAUCAGCAGGGAAAUGCUACAGAGAGAAAUGCACCUGCAUCAUCAAGUUUCAUAAAUGCAUUUCAGCUGAUAGCAAUGUCUAGCGAUCUCGAUUUGUCAGGUCUUUUCGAAGAACAGGAUGACAAGAAAUAUAGAAAAAGGCUAGGGUCCAAGCACACAGCACAAGAUACAAUCAAGAAAAUUGAAGCUGCAGCAACUGAUGUUAACCUGUCAGUUCAAAGAUUAAAACACUUCAAGAUGAAAAUUCACCAAAAAGAGAAGACAGUGAGAUCUCCUAGAUCUUGUUGUGACUUAUCAGCAGAGGUGAUUGAAGUAACUCCAACCAACUGUGUCAUAGAAAUAUCAAAAUCCGCAGGAGAGCUAACAAUGUUCGCUGAGGUACAAAUAAUAAUCCCUUCAAUUACACUAUCGUUUUAUAUUUGGUUAUUCACUCAGGUUGAUACUAGGCUUUUCAUGGACAGUUCUACCAAAGCUUGUCAAGUAUAUUAACAGAGCAAACAGAAACAUCGUCACGAGAACAUGACGACUAGCAAGUCACUUGGGCAGAAACUCAACAAAACUACCAAAAUAUAUUAUAGCACUACAGUUAUAAAACUUGUGGACUGUGGUCCCUUCCCAUCAGGCAAAUUCCACAGGGCAAAGACAGAGGAAAUAAAAAAGAAAAGAAAGGGGGCUUGGGGCUGAUCAUUAGCUGGAUAAUCAGAUUUACAUUCCCCACUUACCAGGUACAUAGAUCAUGAAGGAUCCUCAAUGAAAAUGAAGCGGUGCUUGAUAUAUAACAUGCAAGAGGCACUCCGCGGCAGCACAGUCACAUAGGAUCUAUGACAUCAAAGCAAAGCACCAAAAGAAAAAGCAAAUAUAGUUUGCCUCUGGUGUAAAAGUGAACAUUAGAUACCCUUGUAAUUGGUUUUGCCAAAAGAGUAGUAGUACACGACAAGUUCAAACA
Tarenaya hassleriana is the source of this 2048-nucleotide messenger RNA. Its product is annotated as CBL-interacting serine/threonine-protein kinase 21. Bases 245 to 1591 code for a protein of 448 amino acids. The transcript has 11 exons. The record is from RefSeq and is a predicted model, not a curated record. NCBI's taxonomy places the organism in Eukaryota, Viridiplantae, Streptophyta, Magnoliopsida, Brassicales, Cleomaceae. Gene Ontology annotation, molecular function: protein kinase activity; ATP binding. Gene Ontology annotation, biological process: signal transduction; protein phosphorylation.